This is a messenger RNA of Phycomyces blakesleeanus NRRL 1555(-), 486 nucleotides long. RefSeq lists its product as hypothetical. The record is from RefSeq and is a predicted model, not a curated record. Lineage: Eukaryota; Fungi; Mucoromycota; Mucoromycetes; Mucorales; Phycomycetaceae. Gene Ontology annotation, molecular function: RNA binding. The transcript has 5 exons. The annotation marks the transcript as partial.
GAAUUAGAAGCCAUGAAGGUGCGUGUUCAGGAGAUGGAGGAUGAAGCUGCCAAACUGCGUUCAAUGCAGGCAGAGGUAGAGAAGACCAUGUCAACUGAAGAAGUUGACAGAGAAGCAGUUGAUUCUCGUUCAGUUUACGUUGGCAACGUUGAUUAUGGAGCAACACCUGAAGAGCUACAGGCCCAUUUCCAGUCGUGCGGAACAAUCAACAGAGUAACAAUCUUGUGUGAUAAGUUUACCGGCCAUCCCAAGGGAUUCGCAUACAUCGAAUUUGCUGAGCCUUCUUUUAUCGAUGCUGCUGUUGCAUUGAGCGAGAGUUUGUUCCGUGGUCGUUUGUUAAAGGUCUCUGCUAAGCGUACAAACGUCCCUGGAUUCUCACACCGUGGUGGCCGUGGAAGAGGUGGUUUCCGCGGUGGUUUCCGUGGCGGUAUGGCUCCUUACUAUGGUCAUUCUCCAAUGCACGGUUACCGUGGACGUGGCAGGUAA